Hydractinia symbiolongicarpus is the source of this 2561-nucleotide messenger RNA. RefSeq names its product protein brambleberry-like. The coding region runs from base 642 to 2390 and encodes 582 amino acids. The transcript is spliced from 9 exons. NCBI's taxonomy places the organism in Eukaryota, Metazoa, Cnidaria, Hydrozoa, Anthoathecata, Hydractiniidae. The record is from RefSeq and is a predicted model, not a curated record.
AAAUGCCCUAGAUGCCAGAAUUACGAAAUAAUCAAAAUCAGGUCCUACGAAUAGCCGAAAUAUUGGGGGAAAAGUCAUGCCGAUGUCAGGGACAAUUAACACAGCUUAACGUCCUAAGUCAGCUGUUAACAUUGACAAGUUCAAAUUGUGUAAAUCCAAUAUAAAAAUUGCCUAAACUAAUAUUUGUGGGAACGGACUUCAAGAUUUGCAGUCAUGUGCCAACUUUUUUUGUUCUGAUUAUAGAUUCUCAUUAACACUAUUACUUUAUUUAAAAUUUUGUUCCAUGAAAGUUCAUUUUCUUGUAAGUAACCUUUCCAUAAACACCACAAAUAACGAUGAACUUUCAAUGAAUAUUUAAUGUCAUAAAAUGCACAAAAUUAUUCCUUUAAAAUUUAAAAGAAACAAAAACAUUUUUUUGUUACAUCCAAAAUAUUAAAAUGUGGAAAGAAUUUGAACAACGAACAAUGUAAAAAAAUGAUGUUAUAGCUAAAAAUAAGGUCAAAGAUCGCUUCUGAGUUUCCACUGAGGUGAUGAGGAGUGUCGAUCGAGGCAUGGUAUUGGGAAUCAGGCUUUAGUGAUUUUUUUACCAAACUUUAUAAUGUUAAACUAUUUGUUUUUGAAAUCUUAUCAUUAAGAAAACAAUGAGAUAUUCCUUGUAUUUAUCGUUGCUAUGGUUACCCUCUUCCUUUUCAUUCUGGUGGUGGUCUACUAAUGAUGAGGAUUUAAAUGAUAACUAUCAGCACUCAUCAGAUGCUGUGAAGGAGGACACAGCUGUGGCUAACAUGUUCGCACCGUUUGAGAUAUCAGUGGGAGAGCAAAAGUUUUUAUCUGAAGCAAAUCAUUUUCUUCAAAAUUUACCGAUGCUUGAUCAGUGUAAUUUAUUGAUUAUCAACCGUAUCAAAACAUCGUGUCAAAAUUUGAAUGAUGAAGAGUUAUCUAAACUCAGCGUAAACUUAUUAAACUGUCAAAGUGCAGUGGAAGGAAGGCCGCUGUACAAAUGCACUGACACCAUGAAAUUAGCUGAUUGUACACAAGGAAUGGAUUCAGACACUUGGAAUUCUUACCAUAUCAUCAGUAACAGAGCUCGCGCCAUCUGCUACAGCGUUCGCCAAACUGAAUUUCGAAUGAAAACGGAAAUGACUGUGAAUAAUUUAGCAUCAGCAACUUUAGAGAAUGUAAACGUGUUAAAAAAUCUCGCAUCUGAUCAAAAAAAACUUCAAGAAGUUACAGACGAUGCUCUUAAUAUGAUAACAAAAAACCAAGAUCAGUUGCUUGCUAAACAAGAAGACUUCAAGGAGAAACAGAAUCUUCUCAAUGGUGCUCUCCACGACAAUAUGAACACUUUGUUAAAAGAGAAAAGAGUGAUUGCGCACAGACACAAACAAGUGGAAGAAUAUACUCACAUGAUUAACUAUCAGUUGGCCUCUUUAGUAAAAGAAAUCAAAACACAUGAAAUGUUCAAGAAGAAAAGUGAAAAGGAAAUUUUAAAAGGUUUGGAUACAGUUAAAUUGAAAGCUGACGAAGUCUUGAAGAAAUUAGAGUUUGCGUUUGAUGAUUUGGAUGUUUACCAUGAAAAUCUUGAAGUGAAGCAAAACAAAACGUUAAAAAAUCUAGAAGAAAUACAAGAAACCAUAUCAUUUAUGAAUGAUGUACUGACAAAAUUAUACUCAUCCGUUCAUGAGCAGUUACCCUGGCUUCACGAAAUGUUCGGCGGAACUUUGGACAAACUAGCAUUGGUCACCCUCAUUACGGGACAUGCUUUAUUUUUUUUCACUGCGUUCAUGGCAAUAAUCUUUGUGAAUGCACCAAGUUUGACCAGGGUUUUUAUGUUACUCGUUAUUCCUAUCAAUUGUAUGUCUGCUAUGCAAAAUCUCCACCACCUUACCUAUGUACAACUGUCAUGGUUUCUAGCUUUAACGAUUCCAGUGGAUUUUGCGGCCAAGAAAAUGAUUAGGCUGGUGGAAAAUAUUCGUGCAUCUAAAGAUGUUGUCGUGCUGAAAGAUCAUGAAUUAUACCCAGAACCACCCAUGUUAACACGCUGUACCGUGAGCAGAGAUCUAACACCACAGCUCCAAGAAAAAAGCUUUGACUUCCUCAACUUAUCUCCAGUUAAACAAGUCCUCACUGAAGAAAAGCAAUUAAUGUCAAAUGCUACUUCUCAGCCAACCACUAAAUUUAUAGAACGCGCAAAUGACCAAAACAUAGAAUCGAACAAUAUUUCAACACCCAAAGGAAAACGUAAAUCUUUUCCCAUGACCCCAUCGCCAGGGCUAAACAAUACAAUUGGUGGUUCGAUAAAAUGCACUGCGUUUACUCGUACUGGUACUAGAUGCAGAAAUUCAGCCAUGUGCUUGGAGAAGACUUGCAGAGUUCACACACCACAAAAGUAGUUAGCAGCUUUCGAAGUUAUUUUUUAAAUUACUUUUUGUUACGCCCACUAACCUUAUCCAACACAAAAAACUUUAAUAAAACCCCACCCUGGUUUGUGUAUUUAAGAUUUUAUUUAAAAUAACAAACUACAAGGGAAUAAGGUUGUAAAGUAAGAAUAUAACUGAGAAAGC